UAGUUGAUCAACCCUUAUACACUCUCUCUUCCUCAUUCUUGGAUCGUUUCGUGACUUUCCUCGAGGAUUGACGUUUGUUCGUGCUUUCUGCUUGUCAGAACACUCCCUUGAGAAAGAAAAAAAAAACCCCCCCCAAACCGUCUCUUUUUACGGUUCUUCAUUUCACAUAUUUUAUCAUCAUGGCCGAAUCUACCACCAUCUCCAACACGGAGAAUCUCCUGAAGUACAUGAGCCUUGACCAACGAGGCCAUGUCCAGGCUGAAUACAUCUGGAUUGACGCCAUCGGUGGUGUCCGCACUAAGACCAAGACCCUCUUCAAGGCUCCCACGUCAGUUGACGAGCUCCCUGAGUGGAACUUUGACGGUUCCUCGACCGGCCAGGCCCCCGGCGACAACUCGGACGUCUACCUUCGCCCUGUUGCCAUCUUCCCGGAUCCCUUCCGUCAGGGCGACAACAUCCUUGUCCUUUGCGAGACCUGGGACUCCGAUGGGUCCCCCAACAAGUACAACUACCGCCAUGAGGCUGCCCGUUUAAUGGAGACCCACGCCAAGGAGGGCUUCUGGUUCGGUCUGGAGCAGGAGUACACCCUUCUCGGCACGGAUGGCUGGCCUUACGGCUGGCCCCGUGGUGGCUUCCCCGGUUCCCAGGGCCCUUACUACUGCGGUGUCGGCACCGGCAAGGUCUACUGCCGUGAUAUCGUCGAAGCUCACUACCGUGCCUGCCUGUACGCCGGUAUCAAGAUCUCUGGUAUCAACGCUGAGGUGAUGCCUUCCCAGUGGGAGUACCAGGUUGGUCCUUGCCAGGGUAUUGAGAUGGGUGACCACCUCUGGCUGUCUCGUUAUCUCCUCCACCGCGUGGCUGAGGAGUUCGGUGUCAAGAUCUCUUUCGACCCCAAGCCCAUCAAGGGUGACUGGAACGGAGCUGGUCUCCACACCAACGUCUCGACCAACGGCACCCGUGGUGACGGUGGCAUGAAGGUCAUCGAGGGCUACAUGAAGAAGCUCGAGGCCCGCCACAACGAGCACAUUGCCGUCUACGGUGAGGGCAACGAGGAGCGUCUGACCGGCCGUCACGAGACCGGCAGCAUCGACAAGUUCAGCUACGGCGUCGCCGACCGUGGUGGCAGCAUUCGUAUUCCCCGCCAGGUCGCCAAGGACGGCAAGGGCUACUUCGAGGACCGCCGCCCGGCCUCCAACGCCUGCCCCUACCAGAUCACUGGUAUCAUCGUUGAGACUCUCUGCGGUGGCAUCUAAAUAAAUACCCCUCUUUGGAUGAAGAAACAAAAUGCGGGAAACAUUGGUUCUUAGCGCUCGUAUACCCUCCGGCGUCGACUGAGAGUAGAUUGAGAAACAAGAAGAAAUAUAAAAGGGAGCAAGGAAAGCAGCGUCUGGCAGUAUCUAUAGAUUCGGUUGCCGCUCGUGACAUCUACAUGAUCCUUUUCUUUUCUUUCUAUUGUUAUUCCCUAUACAAACUUGUUACAUGCCAGUGCUUGUCUUUGUCUUAAUCCUUCCCUCUUUUUUGUUGUUUUCUCGCUCUCUCUGCUGCCGCUUGCUUUUUCCCCCUUGCUUAAUAUUAUUAUGCCCCCUUUGAUGUCGGCUAUGUGUUACGUACAGCAUAGAGAAGUAUUCGCUUUCGCUAUGGUUAAUCAUUCUGGUUUUUUAAGUGGAUUGGAGAGGAGAGAUAACUUUCCCUUGAGUCGGC
Penicilliopsis zonata CBS 506.65 is the source of this 1701-nucleotide messenger RNA. RefSeq lists its product as hypothetical. The coding region runs from base 180 to 1253 and encodes 357 amino acids. NCBI's taxonomy places the organism in Eukaryota, Fungi, Ascomycota, Eurotiomycetes, Eurotiales, Aspergillaceae. The record is from RefSeq and is a predicted model, not a curated record. Gene Ontology annotation, cellular component: cytoplasm. The transcript has 6 exons. Gene Ontology annotation, molecular function: glutamine synthetase activity.